AUGAUUUUUUUCUCGGAGUUUUUUGUAUUUUCUUCCAAAUUUUCCCCUAAAAUUUUGUACUUUAUUUCAUCAAGUGCCUGGUACCAGAAACAAAUUCAACCGACUCCGAGACCUGGUUCCUGUGUGUUAGAAACUUUAGAAAUACAGAAUAGGACCUGUACGCAGAGGGAAUUGUUUUAUAACCUAGGAAAUUUCAUCAAAACCCAGUCUGAGAUAAAUAAUUUUGGAGUUAAUAUCACAGAUAGAGGUACUACUAAUGUUACUAUACAUAAUAAAAACUUUAUAAAUUAUGAUGUGUAUGUUGUAGGGAGUAUAGCAGGACUAAUAAAGUUUACUCUUUUUGAUGAAGAAAUAGAUAUUUCAAACAGACCCUAUGGACUUUGCAUAUCUUCGAAUAUGCUAGAACUCGAUUCUGAGGUUUACGGCAAUUACAUCCUCAUAGUUGAGAAGUACUCGAUAUUUGUUCAACUGUGUUCUCAAAGAAUUUGGGAAACGAUACCUCUAGUGAUGAUUACGGGGAACGGAUUCCCCAGCAACAACACCAGGUUACUUGUGAAUAAGAUAUCAGACAAUAGUAAAUCUGAGAUUUGUUACCUCGGAGACUAUGAUCCACAUGGAAUAUUAAUAUUACUUUCUUAUAUCUACUCCUCAAAACUGGUUAAUGAAGUAAAUUAUUGUGAUUCAAACACCAAUCAAGAUCAUAAUAUAAACAACCCAUUUCGAACGGUAUCAAGGUAUAGGUGGCUUGGUAUCAGGAGUGAUGAUGUAUUGAGGUAUGACGUGAAGAACUUGUUAAGCUUAUCUCCAAAUGAGUUGUCUGUUUUAAAGAGGCUAAGAUCGGACCCUAGAGUAAUUUUAAACACAGAGUUAAGGGAAGAAGUCGAGAAUAACCUUCACAAAAAAGUAGAAAUUGAGGCAGUCGGAGAGUGUGUAAACCCAGGAGGAAUUUCACAAUAUAUAGUGGAUAAACUGGAUAGUGUAGAUAAAGUAUUAUGGAAGGUGAUAAGUGCCAAACCUUCUUAG
Molecule: messenger RNA, 1023 nt
Organism: Theileria annulata
Lineage: Eukaryota; Apicomplexa; Aconoidasida; Piroplasmida; Theileriidae
Exons: 8
Coding region: 1-1023 (340 amino acids)
Biological process (GO): meiotic DNA double-strand break formation; reciprocal meiotic recombination; meiotic DNA double-strand break processing
Cellular component (GO): nuclear chromosome
Molecular function (GO): DNA topoisomerase type II (double strand cut, ATP-hydrolyzing) activity; DNA binding
Source: RefSeq, a predicted model, not a curated record